This is a messenger RNA of Nelumbo nucifera (sacred lotus), 940 nucleotides long. Lineage: Eukaryota; Viridiplantae; Streptophyta; Magnoliopsida; Proteales; Nelumbonaceae. The record is from RefSeq and is a predicted model, not a curated record.
UUUCCUUGGUUACUUCUCUUUGUCUAACCUUUGUCGUUCUUCUUCCGUCUUCGGUCAUUUUUGGGGUGACUCCCCUCGGGGAGUUACCCCUAUCCUCUUUAUUUUCUUCUCCCUCUCCCCCUCUCUUCUCUGUUCUUCUCCGCUUCUCCCUUUCCUUCACUCCUUCUCUCCUUUCUUGAUUUUCUUGUUCCACUUCUCUUAUCUUUCCUCCUCACUUAUUCUUCUCCUUUAUCUUUUGUUUUUUCUUUCUGUUCUUUUAUGUAGGGAUUUUGAUACAAGACUCUUCCUUGAAGAUUUUGGUGUUGGGCAGUGGCCUUCAUCGCUUCUUUGGCUUUCACCACCAGUGAUUGUUUUCCGGAGUGUAUUUCACCACUGGUUACAGUUCCAGACAGUUACAGUUCUGAUGGUUAUAAUUCCGGCAGUUACAGUUCUAGUGGGCAUAGUUCCAAAUGGUUAUAGUUCCGGCGGUUACAGUUCCAACAGUUACAGUUCUGGCGGUUAUAAUUCUGGAUGGCUCCACUUUCUUGGUGUGAAUCACUACUGUCCUUAUCCCUUAUUUUCGGUGGUUGGAGAUGUACUCAAUUAUUUCUUCUGUUGGAGGGAAAUGAGAGGGUUUUGCUCGUAUUAUCACAAUGGGACCAUGGAUGGGCUGAUUGACACUAACUAUUCGUUCGUUGCUGACAAGGAAAAAGGAGAUGAGGACGCGAGGUUCAAGGAAAUUUAUUGCGGGAUCUGUCACUGCCACCUUCAUUCUCUUACGCUCAGUUUAGAAGAAGUACAGAUACCUAUUUAUAUAAUGUAAAACCUUCAUUUUGUAUUAUUUUGUAUAUGUUUGCAUAAUAUAUAUUUGUGUUUAUAUUCCUCCCAAACUGAUCCUUAAAAACCAAUGUGACAAUUCUAUUUACCCUAUGGUCCUUGGGCAAGAACUCAUUCUUCUCCA